Molecule: messenger RNA, 1044 nt
Organism: Mycena indigotica
Lineage: Eukaryota; Fungi; Basidiomycota; Agaricomycetes; Agaricales; Mycenaceae
Product: Citreoviridin biosynthesis protein D
Exons: 2
Coding region: 1-1044 (347 amino acids)
Source: RefSeq, a predicted model, not a curated record
AUGUGUGACGAAGAAGCAUGUGAUGUGACGUGUGGUGCCCCUAGCUCUCAAAAGUCCAUGUCUUUGGCAUUCGUCGUUUUUCCGCUUCUCAGCGCGCUAGCAUUGAAACAGACGGCAGGAAACGCCUUUUUGGCCGGUCUUGGUCCUAUUGUGCAAAAGCAGUGUCCAGCAAUGUUUCUCUCAGCUGAACUCACACCAUACCGAAUACCAUACACACAUAUAUCUGCAGUCGACUCUACCUUUUGCAACUUUGUUGCCUUUUUUCAUCUUGCCUUCACUCCAGAGGUCCGUCCGCUCUUGGAGUAUUUCUUCGGCACUGCAUUCGCGUUGCUCGCUAUUCCGGCUUUCGAGGCCGCGAGACCUGGACGUCACUCUUCUCUUGCACUUCCAGUGAUCUAUGGACUUUGCAUGCAGCUCUUCACUGUUGCUGCAGUUCUUCCCAUCUACUGGCUCGUAUUCAUCUUCACCGGGGCUCACAGACGGGAGCCUCAAGCGGGAAUUUCUAUGAUUUCCGCGGGCCAUGCGCAAGCCAUCGUGUUCGGCCUAAUUAUCGGUGUAGCCGUACCUUCCGCGUGUCUUCUCGUGCUGCAAGACGCGACAGUCACCGCGUUGUGGCAGCUGUUUCCGGUUUGGCAGUAUAUGGCGCAGUCAUUUCAUCUGCUCCUCCGUCGUCCUGUGCCCCAAGAAUCCGGUUUUACCUGGAUCCAAGUACUCUACGCAGCCACCUUCAUGCUUGCGUCGUCGACACAUCUAGCUUUCGUUUUCGGAGACAACAAUCUCAAAGCGAUGUUUGUCCCUUCGUUUGCACCACGAAUUGGCGCUGCCCCGAAUUUACAAGUGUUGGACCUCCUGCAAUGGGACAUGGGGCUUGCUUUCGUUAGCACCUUGCUGGCUACCAUCUCUUUUGGCAAGACGACUACCCAGAGGUUUCGUAUUUUGCUUUGGAAUAUUGUAUCCAGCUUUGUGGUAGGACCAGGGGCAGCAAUAGCGGCAGUCGCAUUAUGGAGAGAAUCUCAACUUCACAACAUUCCAACGACAAAUUAA